Molecule: messenger RNA, 2181 nt
Organism: Antechinus flavipes (yellow-footed antechinus)
Lineage: Eukaryota; Metazoa; Chordata; Mammalia; Dasyuromorphia; Dasyuridae
Gene: BTF3L4
Product: basic transcription factor 3 like 4
Exons: 6
Coding region: 124-600 (158 amino acids)
Source: RefSeq, a predicted model, not a curated record
CUCCGCCGCGACCGCCAUCUUGCUGCCGCCGCGUGUUGCCGUCGGAGGAAGCCCCCGCCUCGGCUCCAGGUAAAGCGGCUGCUGCCGGAGCCUCGGUCUCGGCGCCUCCGAUCUGCUGACAGCAUGAAUCAGGAGAAGCUAGCCAAGCUUCAGGCUCAGGUCCGGAUAGGAGGCAAGGGCACGGCGCGUAGAAAGAAGAAGGUCGUACACAGAACGGCCACAGCAGAUGACAAGAAACUUCAGAGUUCUCUCAAAAAGUUGGCUGUGAAUAAUAUUGCUGGUAUUGAAGAGGUGAACAUGAUUAAAGAUGAUGGAACUGUUAUUCAUUUCAACAACCCCAAAGUCCAGGCUUCCCUCUCUGCCAAUACCUUUGCAAUCACUGGCCACGCAGAAGCAAAGCCAAUCACAGAAAUGCUUCCUGGAAUAUUAAGCCAGCUUGGUGCUGACAGCUUAACGAGUCUUAGGAAGUUAGCCGAACAGUUCCCACGACAAGUGUUGGAUAGCAAAGCACCCAAGCCCGAAGACAUUGAUGAAGAGGAUGAUGAUGUGCCAGAUCUCGUAGAAAAUUUUGAUGAAGCAUCAAAGAAUGAAGCGAACUAGAGCCUGAUGAUUCUUGGCGGUCAGCAUGGACUAGGUUGGAGAAAGGAGCAGGUGGCUCCAGAGCUGUACAGCGGCAGAGAACGUCGCCUGUUAAUAGUUCAGUAAUAUAAAUAUUUUGUAUAUUAAUGAUGCUGUUUGUUCAGCAUUUUUCUGUCAGUUGAUUUUGCAUUUUGCACUUCUCCCAGGAUCUACUCUUUUGGUCAAAAUACGAAGUAUUGGUGCAGCUUUGAGGGUUUUUGUGUGCGCGCGUGUGUUGUGUGUGGGUGUACGAGCGUGUGGGGGGGUGUACAGUGGAGAGCAAAUUGGCUAACAGUUCUAUCGAUCCUCCCCCUGCCCCCCAGUAGAAAAUAAAACAAAUCUUUAAGUCUCUUCCUUUUUAUCUUUGGCCAAUAGUGCACAGAAAUAGUGAAAAGUGAGUGUCUUGUCUAGACUUCAAGAACUCAAGACAUCGGAACGUCCAAGACCGUGUUUCAAUUGGCUGUGUUAACUAUUGUGUUUGCAAAUCCUUUUCUGUGUUUUUAAUGUCUUUCUGAGAGAUGGGGGCAGACCUCCUGCCAGGGUGUGGGCUGGGGAACAUCUUUGGUCUUGCUGCCUUUCACUCCAUGGUUUCUUUCCCUUCUUUUUUCCCUAAAUAUCUCCCUGCCCCCUUUCAUCUUAAAGCGGUUUGAUCAGCCUUUGUUAGUGCUCCUCAUCACCUCUCAUCUAGACAAGAAAGUUGUUCUCCAUUUAGAGGUGUAUGAACAGCUAGACCCAUCUCCUUGUAAAAUGUUAUUUCUCUUGUCCUGGGGAACAGCAGGCCCGCUCUUGACCUUCCAUUUGCCAUGGAUCGUGGCAGUCAGUGGAUUUAAAUCCAGGGGAGCUGGCACAGGCUGGCACGCCUCUGCCAAGAGACUUGAAUCCCAAUAGUCCUCAUAGUUCCGAAGGACACAGACAGCUCUCUUUCUAGUAAGUUUGGAACUGGCAGCCUGUUGAAUUGGAAGCAAAUGGGGCCAAGAGCCCUCCCUCGUAUCCACUGGGAUAUCUGGGGGAUGAUGACGUUGGCUCUGAAAUGGUUUCUUUGACCUGCUUCCCCGCCAUUGGCCUUGAAACCUACCUCUGGGUUGAACAUCCCUGUUGUAGCUCGCGGCACCUGCCAGUGUGUGUAUAGAGUAGAUCAGUGUUUGGUGGGCUUGCUGGCCCCAGGCAGCGGCCCCGACUUCCUCCUGAAGGCCCCGGGGGCUCCUUCACCAGAAUUGCCCUCAAGGCCUCGGAGGAAAGCCUGGCAUUGUGACCAAUCCGACCUUCGCUGGAGCAGACAUUGAGGGGGAGACUGAGGAUCUGCAAGGGCCUCUCUGACCAUCGUCCAAACUAGCCGUGGCUUCCCUUCAUGGUGACGACUCUGCACCUGCCUAGCUUUGGAGACCAAGAAUACCCUGGAGGUCUGUAGACGACACCAGCAGAGAAAGAGAGAGCCAGAGAGCCGGAGCUCUUGUGGUUUGUCGUCCAAACUCCUCCAUGGAUUUUAUAGACUUGUUCAUUUUCCUGUUAUGUUUUAUAUAAUAUAUGGACUUAACUCUAAAAUAAAAUAACCGUACAAAAGAA